Messenger RNA from Nomascus leucogenys (northern white-cheeked gibbon), 2808 nucleotides. RefSeq names its product zinc finger protein 501 (gene ZNF501). The transcript has 3 exons. The record is from RefSeq and is a predicted model, not a curated record. Lineage: Eukaryota; Metazoa; Chordata; Mammalia; Primates; Hylobatidae. Gene Ontology annotation, molecular function: DNA-binding transcription factor activity, RNA polymerase II-specific; RNA polymerase II cis-regulatory region sequence-specific DNA binding. Bases 450 to 1238 code for a protein of 262 amino acids. Gene Ontology annotation, biological process: regulation of transcription by RNA polymerase II.
GACUGCUGACGUCACGCCGGCUAGGCGCGUCCGGGACUUACUCCCUUCCGCAGGGCAGCACCCAGGGAUGUGAGUGUUGCAAGGUGCGAGAGGGGAACGCCGCGGGAAGCGCAUGUGCCUCAAAUUCCUGCCUUUCCUCAAGAGAAGAGCCUCCAGGAGAAAAGCCAGUAUUGCUUGUGCUCCUAACAACUUGUCUCUUGAGAGGCUGAUCAUCAGGGGUUCACUUUCGGAGAAGCUGAGAAUGCAGGCUGAACAAGGAAGAGGAAGGGGAAUCCUGCAGGGAUGAAUGAGAGGACAAUGCAUGUGUGAUGUUUGUGAGCACACACACACAGUAACCUUUCCUAGGAGAACUUUAUUACUCUAAUGAUAAUCACCUUUGCGGAAAAAAAACUUGUAAGUAUGAAUUUGGUGUUACAAGCAGCAUUAAUUCCAGCCAAAUAUCACUCAAAAUGAAACAUGGGAGAGUUAACAUGCAGAAGAAACCUUCAAAGUGUAGUGAAUGUGGAAAGUUCUUUACUCAGAGAUCAUCUCUUACCCAGCACCAGAGGAUUCACAGAGGAGAGAAGCCCUAUGUGUGCAGUGAAUGUGGAAGUUGUUUCCGUAAACAGUCAAAUCUUACUCAACAUCUGAGAAUUCAUACCGGAGAGAAACCUUAUAAAUGUAAUGAAUGUGAGAAAGCCUUUCAAACAAAAGCAAUUCUUGUUCAGCAUCUGAGAAUUCAUACUGGAGAGAAACCCUAUAAAUGCAAUGAAUGUGGAAAAGCCUUUUGUCAGAGCCCAUCCCUUAUUAAACACCAGCGAAUUCAUACUGGAGAGAAACCGUAUAAAUGUACAGAAUGUGGCAAAGCCUUCAGUCAGAGCAUAUGCCUUACUCGUCAUCAGAGAAGUCAUUCUGGAGAUAAACCUUUUAAGUGUAAUGAAUGUGGGAAAGCCUUUAAUCAGAGUGCAUGUCUCAUGCAGCAUCAGAGAAUUCAUUCAGGAGAGAAGCCCUACACAUGCACUGAAUGUGGUAAAGCCUUCACUCAGAGCUCUUCCCUUGUUGAACAUGAAAGGACUCACACUGGAGAGAAACUUUAUAAGUGUAGUGAGUGUGAAAAAACUUUCCGCAAACAAGCACACCUUAGUGAGCAUUACAGAAUUCAUACUGGAGAAAAACCUUAUGAGUGUGUUGGAUGUGGGAAAUCCUUUAGGCACAGUUCAGCACUUCUUCGACAUCAGAGGCUUCAUGCUGGAGAGUAAAAUUGGGAAUAUAAUGAGUAUGGGAAGAUUUGUAUGGAAGCACCUUUUUUUCUCCUAAAUUCCUAGGAAUGUAAGACUCAGUCUGUAGCUAGUAUGAAUAUUUUGUAUUUUGAACAAGAAAUGUUGUGUCCUAAUGUGUCCUAGUCUGGAGUUUGAUGCCUUAUCUGCUGCUCAGUGGGUGUAGCCUUAUCCCUUCUGAGCCUCAGUUUCCCCAUCCCCCCCAAUAGAAAAAUGGGGAUAUUUUCUAGGGUUGUCCUGAGAAUAAAAUGAGUUCUGUGUGACAGUUAACUGCCUUUAAUUAAUUAGCCAUUCUAAAAGUUUAUUUACAAUAUCAAAAUCUGACAAGUAAAUCAGUAUUGUUGUUUGGUUCUCAUAAUGUAUUAUUUCUUAAGAACAUUUUGUAAUUGGGCUAUGAUUUUAUGAUUAAUCUACAGACGUCUACUUAAAAUAUAAUGUCUUGGUUUAAAUAGGAUAAUACAAUCUAAGACUGGUUUGUCCUUGAGAAAUUUCAGAUUUAAUCAAAGAAAAAUGUACUGAUUGGGAUUUGAUUGGAUGUUGUGGGGUGUAUUUCUGGAUACCCUCAAGAUCUUCAUUUAAAUUUUGAUACUUUCUAUUACUAGAUCUAAUUUGACUUUAAGCUCUAAGUUUCACUUUUCCAUUAAACGGAAAGCCUCCCUGACGUUAACUGAAUAAAACCUCAUGUUGUGGGACUUCUGUGUUUGUUUAGGGUUGGCAGCAGAUGAUUAGGAGAAGGCAUAUGACAGUAGAGAGGACUGGAAUAUAGAGGAGAAUAUAAGCAUGUAGAUGAGGAUGUGGCUGUAUUUGUUUUGAGUUCUAGGAGCACAGCACCAAAUGUGGUCUCUUAAGGGAAGAUGAGGGUAGAAGAUGGUAAGAUCCCAGGUUCCAGCAAGUGAUGCCACUGACUAACAACUAGCCACUUGUCAAAGGAAGGAGAGAACAGUGUCUUGGGGAUGCUGAUGGGUUGGAGUGCCUAAUGGCUCGUUAAAAGCCAUAGAAAAGCGAAGAAAUCAAAGGAUACUUUUGAUGGAGUUUUAGGCUAUGCUAAGCUCUUUAAUGUAAACAAGCACCUCUAAUGCUAAAAGCACCCUUGCAAGAAAGGUAGGAGUUACUAUUCACAUCCUAGAGUCAAGGAAAAAGAGAAGAUGUUUGACUUGCUCAAAGUCAAGCAGGUAAUGUCACAAUUGAAUCUCAAAUCUAUAUCUUUAUAGAUUUGCAGUUCUGGUUUAUAUAAUACCAAAGUCACAUACAGGUAAUUUCCCACCAUUGAACCUUCCUGUUGGUGUGAGAUGCCAAAUCUGUGAAAACCAUUUUUAAAAAAGACAUUUCUUUUUCAGCUUAAUGUGUACUUAUUGAAAUACACUGAUAAAAUUAGAGAAAUGAAAGAAAUUAUAAUUGCAUGGUUUCAGCAAAUAGUCACCUUAGUGUAUUUAUUCUAGCCUUUCUUUUCUGCAUAGCUCUUUUUUCUUCCCUUUUAACAGUAAUUAUACUUGUACUAUAUUAGAGUACUAUAGCCUGCUUUUUUUUUUUUUUUUUUUUGAGACAGAGUCUC